Molecule: messenger RNA, 673 nt
Organism: Vollenhovia emeryi
Lineage: Eukaryota; Metazoa; Arthropoda; Insecta; Hymenoptera; Formicidae
Gene: Pfdn4
Product: prefoldin subunit 4
Exons: 4
Coding region: 124-540 (138 amino acids)
Biological process (GO): protein folding
Cellular component (GO): cytoplasm; prefoldin complex
Source: RefSeq, a predicted model, not a curated record
AUGGCGUUACCGCACACCCAUGACUUCUCGAGAGACACACAGUUUCGAAUUCGACCUCCCACGCAAUUUGUGUGAACAAUUAUUUUGAUGCAACAAUUAAGCCGAUUAUAGAAGAAUAUAAAUAUGGCAGGAGGGAAAAACAGUCAGACUGGAUUUCAGCCGGAUUCCGACGUUCAUAUCACUUACGAGGAACAACAGAAGAUUAAUAAGUUUGCGAGGCAAAAUGCCAAAUUGGAGGAUUACAAGGAGGAACUUAGAGUAAAACAGAACGAGUUAACGAAUUUGGAGGACGCCUCCGACGAACUGGCUUUUGUGGACGACGAUGCAAAAAUACCAUAUUUUAUCGGAGAAGUGUUUAUCUAUCACAGCUUGAAGAAGGUGGAGAGCUCCUUGGAAGAUGCUAAAAGUAAGAAAGAGGAGGAGAUUACGAGAUUAGAGACCAAGUGUGCAGAUUUGAAGACUAUCAUGACCGAAUUAAAAACACAGUUGUACGCAAAGUUUGGUAGCCGUAUAAAUUUGGAAUCCGAAGAAUCGGAUUAAUAUCUUUUUCUCAUUGAAACAUUUAUUAUAUAUUUAAUGUUAGAAAUACACUUAUUGCAUUAUUAAUAUUAAUACUUGCCGAUGCAAUUUUGUUCAUUAAAAUGAUAAUAAAAAAUUUUUUUUUAUAGAUUUA